CUCUGUUCCUUGGCAAGAGUCGAACAAGAUCCGGUGGAGGAAAACCGAGGGCUUAUCAGUCGCACUCCUGCCGACUGUUCUCGUCCGACGCCCCCACUUGGAGUGUCUUUCCUCUGCCUCGUUCUCGCUCUCUCGCUCUCUCUUUUCCCCCCAAAUGUCACUGACUCAUUAGUUUUAGUUGCUCAUAAUUAUCGCGUGCGUUUCAGAUUUUAAUUUCCGCUAAGCUUUAUCUUGCAACUCCCAACGUCAAUCACUCCCAAAAAAUUGCCAUCUUCCAUUCCCAGCAUUUGUGCUCAUUUCGUUGCUUUCCAUGUCUGCUGCGCUACAAUUUGAAAUCGCUCAGUGUUGAUUAUUUUGGGAACAAUUCUCUGCUUGGUAUCCUGUCGCAUUGAUUACUAGUUCUUAUACCUUCUCUUACUGGUUUCGAGAGCACGAGCGCAAGGUCCAAGGGCCAGUUUGUCGAUUUAUUAUAUAGAAGCUGCAGCGCAUUCCAGCGCGCUCUAUCUUAUUUCUUCCCUCACAUUGCUCCUCCACCACAGCCAUAUAAUAAGAUUAGGAGGUCUAUAUCGGCUGAAACGACUGUACUCGGUCCAGCUGUGGAGAGCUCUUCCACCUCUGGGUCACGGACCGACUUCUAAUAGACGCCACGAAAAGCAUGUCCUCCCCAAAGAAUUCUUCAUCAGAUCCCCCGGCAGGCCCCAGGGAUAGCAAAGAGGGGCCUACCUCUACAUAUGCGCAAUCCUACGCAGUAUCAGGCUCGUCCGAGGACACAGUUGGUCAAGUGGAUGCCCUGGCGCAUAUCCCUACGCGCGCCUCUCGGGCCUCGGUACCCUCUCUAGCCCAGAGAGUCACAUCUAUAGGGACGACUGGUACCUCUGACCCGAACUAUGAAGUCGACUGGGACGAUGAGUUCGACACAAAUAAUCCGAAGAACUGGUCGUUCCCCUACAAAGCUAUGGGAAUCGCCAUCCUAUCAUACAACACUUUGAUUAUCGUAUUAUAUUCAACAUCGUACACCUCGGGAGAGUCGCAGAUUGCAGCUGAAUUCGGGACUUCCACCACCAUCGUUACGUUGGGAUUGACUUUGUACCUCAUCGGUCUGGCUGUGGGAUCCAUGUUUAUGGCGCCAUUGAGCGAAUUGUACGGCCGGAAGCCGGUCUGCAUAGCCUGCUUGUUCAUCUUCACGGUUUUGAUCAUACCUUGCGCGCUCGCCAAAAACCUUGCUACCCUGCUGGUUGUGCGCUUCAUCGCAGCUUUGUUCGGAAGUGUAAUGAUCUCCACUGCGCCGGGAAUGGUUGCGGACAUAGUCGAAGAUGACCAGCGCGCGCUGGCCAUGUCGGUCUGGAGUCUUGGGCCCGUGAAUGGCCCAGUUCUCGGGCCUAUUAUCGGAGGCUUCGUCACCCAGUACCUGGGCUGGCGGUGGAUGGAUUGGAUCGCUCUAAUAUUGUCUGGGGUCGCAUUGGUCCUUUCAUGUAUCAUGAAGGAGACCUAUGGCCCCAUAAUCCUACAAAAGAAAGCCGCCCGCAUGCGGAAAGAAACGGGCGAUUCACGAUGGUGGUGUCGAUACGAACAGAAGGCUAGUCUGAGUGAACUACUCAAGAUAAACCUCGGCCGUCCGUUUGUCAUGGCAGUCACUGAACCUAUUUGUAUAUUUUGGAAUAUCUACAUUGCCAUCGUGUAUGGCAUCCUCUACCUGUGCUUCACAGCCUACCCUAUCGUUUUUCGGGAUAUUCGGGGUUGGUCACUUGGUCUCUCCGGUCUCGCAUUCCUGGGUAUCGGAACUGGAUGUGUGAUCACCAUCUCCAGCGAACCUUUGAUCCGCCGUCUGAUCAAUAGCCAUAAACCGGACCCCGAAACGGGAAAGCCACCCCCGGAGGCAAUGGUGGCUUUCGUAUGUAUCUGCGCGCUCCUGAUUCCAGCUGGAGAAUUGUGGUUCGCCUGGACCUGUUCGCCCGCCUCGAUACCCUGGAUUGUACCGAUUCUCGCCGGUGUACUCUUCGGUACAGGCAACACGGGCGUCUUCAUCUACGCGACCAACUACCUGGCUGGUAGUUACGGGGUGUAUGCAGCGUCCGCGCUGGCAGGGAAUUCGGUGAUCCGCAGUAUCCUAGGUGGUGUCUUACCCCUUGUUGGAACGUAUAUGUAUGCCGGUAUUGGUCCCAAUUGGUCUGGGACGCUUUUGGGCUUGCUCGAGGUGGCUAUCGUUCCGAUCCCAUUCAUUUUCUACAAGUAUGGGUACAAAAUCAGGGAGAAGAGCGUGCUCAUCCGGCGGAUGCAGGAGGAUAAGCAGCGAUUGGCGGGAAAGCGCCAACGCCAAACACAGCAGGUGCCAAAUCUCGAGAAGACGGAGGAGGAGACGAUGGAGGUAUAAGAAGGUGUAUGGUUGAACCUGGUAACAGUGAAUAAUCGACAAUAAGUGCAGGAAUACAUGAGUCCUUGCACAGAAAAGCAUCCUUGCACAGUAGGAGUUUGGAUUGGAAGCCUGACUUUUCACUCGAAGGAAAUAUUUGUCCGGGUAAACUGGGUAUAUAUCUAGCAAUUUAGUCUUUCAAUACACCUUUUCUUCAAUUUGUGGUUCUCUCAUUAGCUUAUUCCUAGACAUUUGGCUGAUAACUCGAGC
Molecule: messenger RNA, 2620 nt
Organism: Aspergillus welwitschiae
Lineage: Eukaryota; Fungi; Ascomycota; Eurotiomycetes; Eurotiales; Aspergillaceae
Product: MFS transporter
Exons: 4
Coding region: 656-2371 (571 amino acids)
Biological process (GO): transmembrane transport
Cellular component (GO): membrane
Molecular function (GO): transmembrane transporter activity
Source: RefSeq, a predicted model, not a curated record